Trichomonas vaginalis G3 is the source of this 330-nucleotide messenger RNA. Its product is annotated as protein of unknown function, DUF4106 family. The record is from RefSeq and is a predicted model, not a curated record. NCBI's taxonomy places the organism in Eukaryota, Parabasalia, Trichomonadida, Trichomonadidae. The transcript has a single exon. The coding region runs from base 1 to 330 and encodes 109 amino acids.
AUGUUCCUUGACAAAAUAAAACCAACUACAGAAAUAAACGACGCAAGACUGAAAGAUUGGGUAAAAGCUUUCCCAUUCACAAAAGAUAUAGUUGGUAACAUGGAAAGAAAACCAGAAUGGCUACAAAAACAUAUAUUUGGAAACGAGCUUAUUCCAUAUGGACAGGCACUGUUUGAAGCGCUUGAACCGGAAACUCAGGAAAGAGUCAUGCAAACAAUACGCGAAGACUCAAAUACAGACUAUGACAAACUCUUUCUAGAUAUAGGUUACCUGAGAUGGGCGACCAGAGCCAAAAGGCAAAAAGGACAUGGGAAAUUUGCAACAUACUAG